Molecule: messenger RNA, 4623 nt
Organism: Maniola jurtina (meadow brown)
Lineage: Eukaryota; Metazoa; Arthropoda; Insecta; Lepidoptera; Nymphalidae
Exons: 1
Coding region: 1-4623 (1540 amino acids)
Molecular function (GO): nucleic acid binding; zinc ion binding
Source: RefSeq, a predicted model, not a curated record
AUGCCAGUUACGCGUCAACAAGCUAAAAGCCACAAGGCCCCUACAGAACAAAUUCCUUCGACGUCAGAGGUAACCGCCGCUUUGGCUACCGAAACUAGGACGGAAACCGACACGGCCUAUACAGCCACGGGAACUGUCACAACGGAAGCAACAGAACAGACAACGAUUUACAGUACUUCCGCGACGUCAGCACCCUUUGCUGUGUCACCCUCCGCGACAGUUAAAUCGAAGAUUUCGGCCGCCACUCACUCGAUUACGCCCUUCUUCGCACCGACUCUGCCCGUCGACGCGAAACAGAUGAACCCUCGGGCUACAGGGGGGGUUCAUACAGUCCAGCGUACUCGAGAUACAGAGACCUCUACAGUAAAGAAGGGAACAGUCGACAAACUACAUGUACCUCGGGCCCCCAGUAAGAAGGGGGGAGAGGGACGAUCAAACUACAGCAAGACGAAGGCUCACAAAAUAGCAAAAGCAAAGGAAGAACUGCUGCGCCUUCAGGUGGAACUAGCUGCUGCGCGCCUCGCCGCCUUGGAGACAGAAGAAACAGAUACAGAAAUAGAGGAUUUAGAAGACGAUGGUGUCUCCGUCCACUCCAAUACAGAAGGAAACAAACGAGUGGACAACUGGCUAGACAGUCAACCAGCACGUCCCGUGCUAGCGAUCACUGAUGCACCUCACUACCAUACAGAAGAAUCAGUGGUCAAAGACGCGGAACAACAGAAGCUUCCAGAGGAACACCAAAAGUCUACACAUCAAUCACCGGCGGGAGUGCAACCCGGUAUAGCAGAGCUAGCUGAAGCCAUCACAAACGCCGUGAAAGCGGCGCAGCGCCCCAAGUACAUCGAACUGCCUUUCUUUGGUGGAUCACAUCAAGAGUGGCUACCGUUCCGCGCCGCUUACUAUGAAACUGAAAACAUGUUCAGUACAGUGGAAAAUAUAAAUCGUCUGCGACGAAACUUAAAGGGAAAGGCUAAAGAAGCAGUUGAAGGGCUUCUUAUCACCAGCACGCACCCUACGGAAAUUAUGAAGACCCUAGAAUUGAGAUUCGGAAGACCGGAGUCGAUCGCUAUGACAGAGAUGGAGACGCUCCGUGGACUGCCGCGUCUCACCGAGUCACCACGGGACAUUUGCAUAUUCGCGACGAAGGUCUCUAACGUAGUGGCAACAUUGAAGACACUAAGCUGCGUGAACUAUAUGUAUAACCCUGAAGUUUCGAAGACACUCGUGGACAAACUAACACCUACGCUGCGUUACAGAUUCUAUGAUUUCGCAGCAACACAGCCCAAGGAAGACCCAGAUUUGUUGAAGCUGGAAAAAUUCCUCAAGAGGGAAGCGGAGCUGUGCGGACCCUAUGCGCUACCUGAACAGGUGGCCUCACAGACAUCAGCCACUCAACAGAAGAAACCACAGAAGGUACACAACGUCGCAGAGAGGAUGUACACAGCCAAGUGUCCCGUAUGCGGAAAAGAGGGACACAAUUCAACAGAAUGUGAACAGUUCAAGAAUUUGGAUGAAAAUGGAAGAUGGGAUACAGCCAAGUCCAAACGCCUAUGCUUCCGAUGUCUUCGAUACAGAAAUAAAAUGCACAGAUGUCGAGCUAAAGUGUGUGGCAUCAACAGCUGCAGGAAUUACCACCACAAGAUGCUGCACUACAACAAAACAGAAAAGAAAGAAGACAAGGAAGCUACAGAAGUAAUCAAUUCUGCAUGGACGAUUAAAAAGAAGCAAUCAUUUUUGAAAAUUAUCCCAGUGCAAGUUGAAGGACCCAAGGGUACCAUCAACACCUUCGCCUUGUUGGACGACGGUUCAACAGUGACAUUAAUCGACAAGAGCGUGGCCGAAUGCAUCGGAGCGCCAGGACCCGUCGAUCCACUGAAGAUAGAAACCCUAAAUGAUAUGAAGACAUCGGAGUCAGCUUCGAGAAGGGUAACCAUUAAAUUGAGAGGUCUCAACGAUUGUGAAGAGCAAAUACAAGCGCGCACAGUAAAGAACCUACAAGUCUCGUCACAGCAGGUUUCAAGAGAAAUGGUGGAUAAAUGCAAACACCUAGCAGAUAUCCGCGAUUAUCUCAUAUAUGCAGAUGUGAAACCAAGAUUGCUAAUUGGUCAAGACAAUUGGCAUUUUCUGCUGACAACAGAAGUGAGAAGAGGAGACAAGAACCAACUGGUGGCCUCUCUCACGCCCCUAGGGUGGGUACUACAUGGCAGUCAGACUCGCACCUUAGGACGCCGUAUUGACUUCGUGUCACACGUCGCAGAAGAAAUAGAAGAUGACCUGGAUAGCCUCGUCAAGCAAUACUUUGAGAUGGACGCACUCUGCAUACAGCCAAAGAAACCAAAAACAGACCCCGAAGAACGCGCGCUACAGAUCCUAGAGAAGACAACCAAAAGGACAGCAGAAGGAAGAUACGAAACUGGUCUUCUCUGGCGCAAAGAAGACGUUACGCUUCCCGAGAAUUAUGAAAAUUCAUUGAAGCGGCUCUUUAACAUCGAAAAGAAGAUCGAUCGAGACCCCAAGCUGAAACAGAAAUACACAGAUCAGAUGGAAGCUCUUAUCUCGAAAGGAUAUGCUGAACCGGCUCCAAAACAGAAGACAGCAGGCAAGAGUUGGUACUUGCCACAUUUCGCAGUGAUCAACCCAAUGAAGCCUGAGAAGCUAAGAGUUGUACACGACGCAACAGCGAAGACGAAGGGAGUAGCUCUCAACGAUAUGCUACUCAAAGGACCUGAUCUUCUACAGUCUCUACCAGGCGUCGUUAUGCGGUUCCGACAGCACAUGAUUGCAGUUACAGCAGAUAUUAAGGAAAUGUUCAUGCAAGUGAAAUUACGAACUGAGGACAGAGAUGCACUUCGCUACCUGUGGCGCGGGAAUCGACGAGAUGACCAACCUCCUGAAGAAUAUAGGAUGACGUCAUUAAUUUUUGGUGCGUCAAGUUCUCCGUCUACAGCGAUUUAUGUAAAGAACUUGAACGCCAAACAGUAUGAAGAAACUCACCCCGAAGCCACAGCUGCCAUUAUAGAGAAGCACUACGUUGAUGAUUAUUUGGACAGUUUUAGAAGUCUUGAAGACGCAGUGCGCAUCGCGAAGAGCGUGCGUGAAGUGCACUCUAAGGCCAGUUUCGAAUUGAAGCAGUGGAAGUCGAACUCUUCAUACCUACUAGAAGCACUCGGUGAAAAGGAACAAACAGAAGACAAGGAACUCUACAAAUCUGAAGAGAAAACAGAACGAGUACUGGGCGUCAUCUGGAAGCUCAACACAGACGAACUCACUUUCAACCUCAACUUAGCUCGUAUCACACCAACGCUCAUUAACGGGAAGACACCUACGAAGAGAGAGGCGCUGAGAAUUGUUAUGUCGCUAUUCGAUCCACUCGGCUUCGCAUCGCCUGUCACCAUAAGGGCAAAACAGCUGCUGCAGGAAGUAUGGCGAAGAGGUACGGCAUGGGAUGACGAGCUCGAUGAAGACCUGGCCGCACAAUGGCAAGACUGGAUGAGUCAUCUAAAGAACCUCAGCAACAUAACGAUCCCGAGACGAUAUCUCCACUAUAGCGACGCCACUUCAAUACAACUACAUGUCUUCACCGACGCCAGCGAAGCAGCUUAUUCAGCGAUUCUAUUCUGGAGAACAGUGGCACCGAAUGGUGAAAUUGGUCUAUCUCUCAUUAUGGCCAAAGCGAAGGUAGCGCCGUUGAAGUUGACAUCCAUUCCGAGAUUGGAGCUCCAGGCUGCCGUCAUGGGAACCAGACUCGCUGAAGCAGUGAUCGCAGAACAUGAAAGAAAACCAGACUGCAGGGUAUUCUGGACUGACAGCAAAACCGUACUCACCUGGAUACGGACUGGGUCGCGCUCAUACAAACCUUACGUGGCGCAUCACCUUACAGCUAUAGAAGAGUCUUCUAAAGUCACCGAGUGGCGCUGGGUUCCAACAAAAUUGAAUGUGGCAGAUGAUGCUACGCGAGACGUUCCCACAUCAUUCAAUAGGAACCACCGCUGGUACAAGGGACUCGAUUUUCUCUAUGAAACAGAAGCUCACUGGCCAACUGAAGUGUCCACCACAGAUCAAGCAGAACGUUUUGGUGAAGAGAAGAUCAAUCAUGUGACCGAUAAAAGGAAACCGAAACUUGUAGAAGCGCUACCCGACACCUCUUGGUUCUCAAAUCGGAACAAGCUUCGACGCGCAACAGCAGAGGAAGUAACAAAGGAAAUGAUCUCCUGGCACUAUAUUCCCACCAAGGCACAGUCCACUUCGCGAGCUGCGCAAAGGUUGACUGACAUAUUCUGGGCACGUUGGGUGAAGGAGUACCUUCCUGAACUUCAACACCGGCGGGAGCCAAACGGACGAGGACCUGCAAUACAAGUCAACGACCUCGUACAAAUAGUUGACCCAAACCUGCCACGCAAUGUAUGGAUACAAGGCAGAGUUAUAGCUACAUACCCGGGACCAGACAACGUCGUGCGUACAGUGGAUAUUCGGACCAAAGGUGGCGUACUACGGAGGCCAGUUAGGAAGCUGGUAUUACUGCCCCUGUCAACAAACGACGACGUGCCCGCACCGACAGAUGAUGCGACGCAGUCGCACGGCGGGAGAAUGUGCGGGACAGCCCGGAACAAUAACAGUGCAUAA